GCAACGGCGCGGACAGUCGAACAGGGUAAUAAUGCACCUCCGCUAUGAGACCACUUAACAAACCCAUCAUUUUAAAAAGCCGAGGCGACAGGCAUGCGCAGACGGUGAUUACGGGAGCGUCUGGGGCGCACCAGCCCGGUGUGAGCGGGCGUCCUCCGCGCGCCCUGCAGCGGCGUGUGCGCGGGUUCGCGGCUCGAGACAAGCGGCGCACGACAGCGGGCGGGCGCGAGCGCACCUUGUGUCUCCCAUAUCCGCUUGCUUCACGCAGGAGCCAUGGAUAAUUCCAACGCAGCGAAAAGCAAGCAGAAAGCGUCGAAGCGCAAGGAGAAGAGGCAGAAAGCCGGCAAGCCCGGCCGGGGGAAGCCGCUGCGCUCCUCCGUCGGGGGGUUCAUCGACAGGUUCUGGAGAAGUUUGGCUCGCCUGGGGGACGCGGAGCGGCCAGCUGCGGAGGACGACGAGGGGGGGUUCCGAGAGCCCGCCAACUCGGCGAACUUUAAGGAGGACAUGAUGGCAGUCGGUGGGGAGCAGGAGCUCAGCCUCAGGAGCAGCGCGACGAUGAGCGCGCAGCCAGGAGGAGGCUCUGUCCGGAGGAGGCUGUCCUGGGGUCAAGGAGACCAGACACCGGGGGUGCUGGGGCUGAAGAACCACGGCAACACGUGCUUCAUGAACGCCGUGGUUCAGUGCCUCAGCAACACGGACCUGCUGGCCGAGUACCUGGGCUUGGAGCGCUACAAAGCGCGCCUCCGACCGCAACAGCAGCAGCAGCAGGGCGUCAACGGGCUCGUGAAGAGCGAGGACUCGCAGUGUGUGAGGGGCGAGGUGACCGAGCAGCUGGCGGCUCUCAUACGAGCGCUCUGGACGCUGGAAUACACACCGCAGCUGUCCGUGGACUUCAAGGCCACUGUAUCGAAGUAUAGCUCUCAGUUCCGGGGAAACUCGCAACAUGAUGCCCUGGAGUUCCUUCUCUGGCUCCUUGACCGCCUGCAUGAGGAUGUCAGCUGCUCCCCUUGUGCUAAUAGUACUGGAACCAAGGGGCCUGGAAAGGGUCCUGCUGGAGCGGAGGAGACCCCAGCAGUGGGGUUGGCAACCUUGCAGAGGCAGGAUGAGCUGCCCAGCUUCGUUCAAGAGCAUUUCCAGGCUCAGUACAAGUCUUGUCUGACGUGCCCUCACUGCCAUAAACAGAGUAAUACCUUUGAUCCUUUUCUGUGCAUCUCUCUGCCCAUCCCACUCCGACAGACAAGGCCUUUGUACAUCACUCUGGUGUUCAGCACCAAGACGCAGCGGUUCCUGCGCGUCGGGCUGGCAGUCCCCCUCUCCGCUCCGCUGGCAUGCCUCCGCAGGAUGGUAGCCGAUGAGGGAAAGCUGUCCCCAGAACAGGUGAUCCUGACGGAGGUCUACACCACAGGUUUCCAGCGCUCAUUUUCAGAUGAUGAGGACCUUGCCAGCAUAGCGGAGACUGACAACAUUUAUGCCUUCCAGGCCCCACCGCUGUACUGGAAAGGGUACUCCACACGGUACUCGGGGUACCAUCACAGCCUGCCCUCAUCGCCAUACUCCACCGGUGCUGGGGGGCCAAGGUUACCACCCUCUGGCACCCUGUCAUCGGAGUUCCUGAACCAUGGCUUCUCAGUGAAGAUAAUUCUACUGAUCUGUAAUGCAGCAGGGAUGGGGCAGCAAGCUGUGAGGUUUGGACCCCCUUUUGUCAUGCGUGAAGACAGAGCAAUCUCCUGGGAACAGCUGCAGCAGAGUGUCCUCAGCAGACUGUCCUACUUGAUGAUCCAUGGUGCCCAGCCACAGGCUACGGGACCACUGUUUCGGGUCCGUGUUGUGGGAGUCUCCGUCUGCUACAGUUACCUGUCUCCCUUGGACAGACGGCCCCUCUUCCACCCAGCAGUCGAAAGGGCUCUUCGGUUUUGUGGGCCAGGGGGCCCCCCUCAUGUGAAACUCAUUAUCGAAUGGGAGCACAAAAUGAAGGCCUGCCUGUUUGGAAACAUCCAGGAGGAGGUGGUGCAGGACUCUGAAAGUGUGAGGUCCCAGCAGCAGCAGCAUCUGGAGCAGCAGAGCUGUACGCUGGACCACUGUUUCCAGCUGUACACCAAGGAGGAACAGCUGGCCCCCGACGAUGCCUGGCUGUGUCCGCAUUGCCAACAGCUGCAGCAGGGUACCGUGCAGAUGGGUCUGUGGACUUUACCUGACAUCCUCAUCCUGCACCUGAAGCGCUUCCGGCAAGUGGGUGAGCGCCGCCACAAGCUCUCCACACUGGUGCGCUUCCCGCUGUCAGGCCUGGACACCACACCCCACGUGGUACAGCGGACCGCCCGGGGCAGCCACCCCCCACUGCCUUCAGACUUCCUGUAUGACCUCUAUGCCGUCUGUAACCACCACGGGGGCAUGCAUGGUGGGCACUACACAGCAUUCUGCAGGAACUCAGUGGAUGGCCAGUGGUACAGCUACGAUGAUAGUGCUGUGGACCAGGUGCCAGAGGAGGAGGUCUGUACCCGUGGUGCCUACAUCCUCUUCUACCACCGACGCAAUGCCAUCCCUUCUUGGUCAGCCAGCAGCUCCGUUAGAGGAUCCACCAGUUCAUCCAGUUCUGACCACUGGCUGACCCGCCUGGCAGGGAGCAGUAAUAGGGGCAGUCUGGUAAGCAGGGUGUCCAGUGCCUGUCCAUCUGCCCCAACCAGUUCGCCAGAGUCCUCCCUCUUCCAGAAGGAUCCCCUCCAGGGGAGGAGUGAAGGGACUGAGUCCGAGCCAUUUGUAAGGGGGGGUCAAGGACGAAGUGCAAGCGUCAGGACUCCCACUCGUACUAGAGAUGGCUUGAGCAAGGUGAUGCCACUGCGCUGGUCCCUUGGAUCCAGAGAUCACCGCAGGCCACUGACGGGGCAACUGGUGGAAUACCUGGAGUCAGGCCGGCGGCCACGAUGCACCGGGGAACCCAUUGUCCCCACUGGCUCCGUGGAGGGGCAUGGGAACAUCCCAAGUUGUGUCCCUAGACUCAGCAAUGGGGGCCUGUCUGACUCCCCUUGGGGCCCAGAGGGUCAAUUCAUAGGGCAGACAGACAGCAGUCAAAGAGAUGGGAGAAUACAGGUCAGGGUGAUGUCCCAAAAGGCUGAACAGGACCAAAGCAAAACCCAGGCCCACGCAUCCAGUACUGUAGCUUACUCCUCCUCAGUGUGGGACUCCCCGGGGAGUAGUGCCAAUAGCCAGCUGGAGUCAGAGUCCAGAGUAACUGGGGAGCAGGGCCAGGAGCUGGGCAAGAGGGGUAGGAAGGGGGAUUCAGGAAAGAACCCUGAUGGCCUUUUGUCAUUCCUCAGACCCAGCUUCCUGAAGAGGGAGGCCCAAAGGAAGACCCUGGGCGGCGGGGCUUGUGGGGAAGAAAGUACAGGGAGGGGGACUGCAGCAGUCCAUACAACUUUAUCUAGACCCUCCCUCUCCAGCAAGCUAACCAAUGGGGCAGGGAAUGGCAAGGCAAAUGGCACACCUAUUGGCUGCAAGGAGUUGUGCGGGGGCCUGGAAAAUCAGUGCUCCUCCAGUUCCUCCACUGUCAAGGCAUGGUCAGACCCAGAGGCCAUAAGGAUGAACACCUCCCCACAGAAAAGCUGCCUGGUCCCACCUCCCCCCACCCUCACUUCGGACAGCUCCUCCUUCGCCGCUCUGCACCAAGCUGAAUGCAGCGCACUCUUGCUGCUGAGCCAAAAAAGGCAAGUUCCCGAAUCCACCUUUUAAUAAAUGAGCCAGUGUGUGUUGAACUAACACACCCUCCACACCCUUUCUAGUCCUCCGGAGGGGGACUGUGACCGUGGAGAGCCCGCAGGAGGCACGGAGAUCUGUGUGUUUCCCAAUAGGGAGAGGAAGUCAGAGCUUGGAUGAGGAAGGUCGAAGAGACAUUGCAGACAAAUUUUUACGCUUUGGAGUGGACAAGCAGCGAGGUGGUAUGUCCAAGACAAACGGACGUUUUCACGAUUUUUAGCAAUAUAUUCGACAUCAAGUGCCUCUAACACGUGACUGAAAGAAACUGAAUUAGAAAAGUUAAUACUUAAUCACAGGUGCACAUUGGUGAAUAGCGAUCAUUUACUACUUAAUACCAUUGUUUUCGCUUAAACGGAAUCACAGCUUGUUUACACAGAAUGUUCAGUUUUUAGAGAGUUCUAUGCAGAUGCAACCUAAGCAGUACAGUGAUUUCUAUGCCAUUGAUUUUGUUGUGUGCUGUACGACAAGUAAAUUGUGUUAAGUAUUUUUUGUACAUAAAUGCUUAACGAAGUGUCUAAAUAGAAAAGAAACUGCUGACUGAACUGACUGUGCUUACACUGGAUGUACAUAUAUUUGUAUUUUUAUUUUUGUAUAUUGUGAAUAGUGUGGUUCUUUGCAUUUUUUUGAAGCACUAAAGGCACCGGAUGUAUGUACUUUCUGCACUGGCUAACAGAACAAACACCCUAGAACUGCAGUUAGAUCACGUUCUGUCACUCUCAAAUGCAAGCUAGAUCAUCAAGGAGAAUAAAGUGAUGAAAAAAUGUUUUGGCUAAUGAUCUGUCAGACAUGUUAAUAUGUAUGCAUUUUUAAAAAGAGAUUUACUUGCAAACAAUAAGCUAAUGGAGAAAAAUCCUGCUCAUCAAUAAAUAAAAAAGUGAAUUGUAAGGGAUAAAUCACAUGGGGAGACAGACAAAUGUAAGGAACAGAAAACACUGUUUUAUAAAUGGAACAAAUGAAAAUGAAAUGAAGCAACAUGACAAGAUGAUGUGGUUGACUGGGACCUUGUUGACGUGGAGUGCUUUUAAGUUAUGAUGCUUUUGGUCUUGGGCAAGAAAUUUUUCUGCCGGUGGACAGUAGCACAUAGUGAAAGCAUAAACAUCAAAUUUGUCCUAUUCAUCUCAGAACCACUCAUG
Molecule: messenger RNA, 4883 nt
Organism: Scleropages formosus (Asian bonytongue)
Lineage: Eukaryota; Metazoa; Chordata; Actinopteri; Osteoglossiformes; Osteoglossidae
Product: ubiquitin carboxyl-terminal hydrolase 43-like
Exons: 15
Coding region: 274-3726 (1150 amino acids)
Biological process (GO): protein deubiquitination
Molecular function (GO): cysteine-type deubiquitinase activity
Source: RefSeq, a predicted model, not a curated record